Molecule: messenger RNA, 744 nt
Organism: Letharia lupina
Lineage: Eukaryota; Fungi; Ascomycota; Lecanoromycetes; Lecanorales; Parmeliaceae
Exons: 2
Coding region: 1-744 (247 amino acids)
Source: RefSeq, a predicted model, not a curated record
AUGUACCAAUGGUACGAGCGAGCGGAUGUCUGCUACAUCUACUUAGUCGAUCUAUUUCGGCAUUACCUGGACGAUACUUCCAGACUGGAAGAUUUCGAUCGGAGUAGCCCGCAGGCCACAAGUAUACCGCUAAACCCUCUGGCGCAGCCUAAAAGUGCAGGCGUAGCAGCUAAAACGUCAUGGGCUUUCCAGAGGGAUACAGCAAGAGUGGAAGAUAUUGCGUACUGCCUGAUGGGCAUCUUUGAUGUGAACAUGCCACUGCUUUACGGGGAAGGGGAUCGCGCAUUCUUAAGACUUCAGCAUGAGAUUCUCAGAGCGUCGGAAGACAAAUCUCUCUUUGCCUGGGGGAGUACGAGAGUAACGGCAGCGAGGAAUCCCACAUGGACUUACACCACCCAGGGUGCGGCAAUUGAUGAGUUUCUCGGCAUGUCGGAAGACGAAUCCCUCUUUGCCUACAGGAAUGCAACCCUUGCUUCUCGUCACACUGGAAUAUUAGCACCGUCACCCGGUGCGUUCAGAGAAGGCGGGGAUCUCAUCACGGUCAAGCACCCUACUCUGGCUAACUCCCAAUCCCUCUACCAUGAUCUCGUGCACCCAGACGCCUCAACAGAACCACCCACUCUCUCCCAAAUGGCCGCUCUCGCGGCCAAAAACGCCCACCCCUCCAUCACGGAGGAGUAUGGGGCCUAUGAUCAGAGGAAGCUGGACGGCGUUGUAUCCCAUCGUCUGGCGCCUUGGAGGUAA